AUGGAAAUUAUAAAAUGGAUUGUGUUUGUCACACUCCAUUCUUUAAGAAUUCGCAUCGCGGUGGCAACAGGCAACACCUCGCUGCAUAGCAUUCUUCUCGAGGACUACGAGCCGGACGCCCGACCAUGUGGUCACUGCACAUCGCCACUGGCCAUCUCAGUGUCCUUCUACAUGACCUCUCUACUGGACCUGGACGAACUGGCCGGUACCAUGGUAACCAUGGGUUACGUGAAGUUGAUUUGGGUGGACGAGCGAUUGACAUGGCGUCCUCAGGAUCACGGAGGGGUUAGCAGUAUAUUCGUUGCUUCUAAAAGAGUGUGGGUUCCUUCGAUAACUCUUGGAAACCCUUCAUUGAAAGUUACAGACCUCAACAAAGACAUGUGUCCCGUCCGUGUCCUCUACAAUGGAACCAUAAUAUGGAUGCCAGGGGACGUAUUCCAUACCAGAUGUGACUACGAUAUAUACAAUUACCCCUUCGAUCACCAGUACUGCUAUUUAGCAUUUGUAGCAUGGCCAUACUUGGCCAACGAAGUGAUGCUUGUAAUCCAGGACAAAGAGAUCUACCUGCCGUUUUAUCAAGAAAAUGGAGAAUGGUCGCUAGUGAAUACAUCGACAAGGAACCGUGUGGAAUUGUCCAUGUCAAUCUCAGAAUUUAACGUCCACCUGUCGCGUCGUUCUGAGUUCUUUGUAGUGAAUGUGAUUCUACCAAUAGUGCUCCUCUGCUUUCUAGACUGUUUAGUGUUUUUGAUCCCGUUGGAUAGCGGAGAGCGAAUAUCUUACUCGAUAACCGUUCUCCUGUCUUUCGCCGUCUUUAUGACGCUGGUCAGUGACAAUAUACCAAAAACGUCGGCGCCAAUGUCCCUGUUGUGCUACUAUUUGUUCCUCCUUUUCGCGGGCAGUGUUUUAGUAAUGAUUAACGUUGCAGUCAACAUCUCGCUAUUAUACAGAGAACAAAGCAAGCCAAUUCCUGGAAUUCUUCGCAAAGUGGUUAUACUAUCAAGAAAAUCGAAAAUUGACAAUAUUGAGAAAAGGAACACAAAAAAAGACGAAACAAUGAAAGAAGUGGAUGUCGUCGGCGAAGAUGUCAAUGGGGACCACGCAAUUGAACUCCCUGAAAGUAAAAUUACCUGGAAAGAAGUUGCAACAGUUGUUGACAGUUCCAAGGUCGUCUUCCCCGACGAUCUACGGAAGGCUAAAAGUAAGUCUGCCCUGGACGGUCGAGGUUUAAAGAACGUCUGCGCCGAACGAUAG
Messenger RNA from Mya arenaria, 1251 nucleotides. RefSeq names its product neuronal acetylcholine receptor subunit alpha-3-like. The record is from RefSeq and is a predicted model, not a curated record. Bases 1 to 1251 code for a protein of 416 amino acids. NCBI's taxonomy places the organism in Eukaryota, Metazoa, Mollusca, Bivalvia, Myida, Myidae. Gene Ontology annotation, cellular component: synapse; neuron projection; membrane. The transcript is spliced from 3 exons. Gene Ontology annotation, molecular function: extracellular ligand-gated monoatomic ion channel activity; neurotransmitter receptor activity; transmembrane signaling receptor activity. Gene Ontology annotation, biological process: nervous system process; signal transduction; regulation of membrane potential.